Columba livia (rock pigeon) is the source of this 4875-nucleotide messenger RNA. It is a transcript of the gene AKAP1, whose product is annotated as A-kinase anchoring protein 1. The coding region runs from base 159 to 3341 and encodes 1060 amino acids. Gene Ontology annotation, cellular component: membrane; mitochondrion. The transcript has 11 exons. Lineage: Eukaryota; Metazoa; Chordata; Aves; Columbiformes; Columbidae. The record is from RefSeq and is a predicted model, not a curated record. Gene Ontology annotation, molecular function: protein kinase A regulatory subunit binding; RNA binding.
GCGGCGCGUGGCUGCAUGUCCCAGCCGGGCGGCCCGGCCGGGCUGCACGUGGGCUCGGCGCGGGGGCGGCGGCACCGGGGGCACCGGGGACACCGGGGCCGGGCUGGGCUCCGGACCGGCCGGGAGUUCCGCAGAUACAGUUGCUGAGGCUCUGUAAGAUGGCUUUACGGUUCCGCAGUGUCAUCCCAUAUGCCAUACCUGGACUGCUGGCGCUUCUUGGCUACUGGUGGAUCUAUUCCCGACGAAAAAAGCAUGCGAGCUAUCACAAUAAACAAGCAAUAGUGAUCGGAGAAGAGCAGCAGGAAGAAGUGCCAGUGAAAGAUUCAUCGCCCAACACAGAAGCGUGUGUUCCUCGAAGACGGCCUCUCUCCUCGGAAGAGGAAUGCCCAGAGAAUCAAACCUCAGCCUCCCUGCUGUCAGCGGGGUCGAUGACGCCCUCUCUUCUGUGUCAAGCUCACGAGAGGCUAGAUCUCCCACGGGACCUUCUAGACCCGUCCGUAACGAUGCUUCAGCCCAGCGCCCUUGAAGACGACAGUGAAAAACUAGAAACGAUAGGAUCUCAAGAUGAAAGCGGUGUCCCUGCUUGUGUUUCUGUCCCUCUAAUCUCUACGUGUCGCGGCAGCGCUGCAGUGAGCCUUAGGCCUGACUCAGGCUCCAGCGCAAACCAAGAUCAGUGGCCAUCAACAUCAGUGGCGCUGACGCAAAAGUCUUUGGGAAUCGCGGAGGAGAUCAGCAAAGCAGAGCAGUCAGAUGAUUCUUCGUUUAAGCCUCCUAAGGAAAGCCAGGUGCCAGAAGUGGUGCCGUCGGAUACUGGCUCUGUGACAGCCCUUUGCUUGGGGCCGGAGAAGGAAGCCAAUACCUCACAAGCCUUUCUGAGUAAUGAAGUUGUAUCAAGUCACAAGGAUUCUGCAGUGAGCGUGUUACCGGCUCGCUUGGAGCCUGCCUGCCUGGAGCGGUCCAGGGAAGAAGAGCUGUCUGAGGCAGUUGCCAGGACUGUACCUGUGUGUCAGGAGGAAGGCACACAGCCAAAAGGAGAUGGGUUGGAAAGAGAGAAGAUUGGAAGAGUGAGUUUGGACAAGGAAGAAGUUGAGAAAAUUGAGCAAGUAGCAAUACAAAUCAUUUCCAAGGUCAUUUUGGCAGCAACUGAGGAAGUGCUGUCUGGUGCUGCAGGUGAUGUGUCCGCUCGGAUCUGCCAAGCCGCUGCCGGCCGGGUUGAGAGACCUUUGGGGAUGGCAAGUGCUGUGUCCUCUGAUCAGAUGCCUGUGGAGAAAGCUAUGGGAGCAGAUGAGAACGUUGCUGCGGUACUGACAUCCACCCAGAGGGAGGAACAGGAUCGGAGUGUGACAGGCUCCAGCCGUUUAACACACGGCUGUUUGUCCAGCCCUGUUCAGGGAGACACAAAAGACCAUCAGAUGAAGAGCAGCGUGUGCAGCGAGGCUGUGCUGUCUGGUGCUGCAGGGGAUGCGUCUGCCCGGACCUGCCAAGCUGCUGCCAGCCGAGUCCAGGGAGCUCUGGAGACAGCAAGUGCUGUCUCCUCUGGUCGGGUCCUUGCUGAGGCAGCUGCGGGAAUGGCUGUGAACGUCGCCGCAAGGAGCGAUGCUGCGGUACUGACAUCUCUGCAGAUGGAGGAACGGGCUGGGAGUGUCACAGGUUCCAACUGCUGUUUAUCUGACUGUGUUCAGGGAUGCACAGGAGGCCGCUGGAUGAAGAGCAGCGUGUGCAGUGAGGAUGUGCUGGCUGGUGCUGCAGGUGAUGUGUCCGCUCGGACCUGCCAAGCCGCUGCCAGCCGAGCCGAGGGAGCUCUGGAGAAAGGAAGUGCUGUGUCCUCUGGUCAGGUGCUUGCGGAGCAAGCUAUGGGAGCAGCUGAGAACGUUGCUGCGGUACUGACAUCCACCCAGAGGGAGGAACAGGAUCGGAGUGUGACAGGUUCCGGCUGUUUAACACAUGGCUGUUUGUCUGGACCUGUUCAGGGAGACACAACAGACUGUCAGGUGAAGAACAGCGUGUGCAGCGAGUCCCAAGCAGUCGACAGGACUGUGGAGAACCACGGAGGGUCACUGGGAAAGUCACCUUUGGUUAUGGAGGACUCUGGGUACAGCACGCACACAUCUGACAGUGGGACAGGUGUGGAGGACCCGUUGCAGAACACAAUGCUGUUUGCUGCAUCAGGCCAGCAUUUGGACUCACUGAGCGCAUCUGCUGAGCAGAGCUCAGUACCAAGUGAAAAUCCUCCUCUGAAGCUACCUGAGGACAACACAGUGCCAUACAGCAAUGGGAUACUGAACGAGGAUGGGCCAGACCUGGCUCACGAGUGCAGCAGAGCAGCAGGGAUGGAUGGAGAUCACUCGGGAGGUUCGGAUGUGAAUGACACGGAUUUUGUGGACAGUGGCUGUGCCAUGAGGAAGACGGUGACUCGCCAGAACUCUAAGCUCAGAGGAGAAUCCAGCAAGUCUGACUACGUUAUCUGGGAAAUAGAGGUCCCGAAGGAAUUAGUUGGCCGCUUGAUUGGCAAACAAGGCAGAUACAUGACCUUCUUAAGGCAAGCGUCUGGUGCCAAAAUUUAUGUCUCAACACUACCUUACUUCCGUGACUCCCAAGUCUGUCACAUCGAAGGCUCCUCGCAACAAGUAGAAAAAGUACUGAGCCUGAUUGGCAAGAAGUUCAAAGAGCUGUGUCUCACCAACAUCUACGCUAUACCCCCACCAACGCCGCUGACGCUGCAUUCCCUCCUGAUGACCGCCUGGCUGUUCCUCCCAGAUGGAGUCACCGUAGAGGUGGUCGUGGCAAACCAGGUUGAUGCGGGGCACAUGUUCCUGCAGCAGCACACACACCCCACGUUCCAUGUCCUGCGUAGCCUGGACCAGCAGAUGUACGCCUGCUAUUCUCAGCCUGAAAUUCCAACCCUGCCGACUCCAGUAGAAGUUGGUAUUAUCUGUGCGGCGCCAGGCCUGGACGGGGCAUGGCUGCGGGCUCAAGUGAUCAGCUACUUCGAAGAGACCGGUGAAGUAGAGCUCAGAUACGUGGACUAUGGAGGAUACGACAAAGUGAAGGUCGACACACUCAGACAAAUCAGGUCUGAUUUUUUAUCACUGCCUUUCCAAGGAGCAGAAGUUUUACUCGACAAUGUGGUGCCGCUUCCAGACGAGGAUCACUUUUCACCCGAAGCUGACGCCGCUGUUAGGGAGAUGACCAGAGGCGCAGUCCUGGUGGCGCAGGUCACGAAUUAUGACAGUGCAACAGGGCUGCCGCUGAUUCAGCUGUGGAACUUGACGGGAGAUGAGAUGGUGUCAGUAAACAGAACUCUGGUGGAAAGAGGGUUUGCUCAGUGGCUUGACUACUAGCGAUGUCCCAGAUGCCUUGACAACUCUUUCUGCAGAGAAAAGAGAAGAAAUGUUGUUUUGCACUGUUACGAUUUGGUUUGGCAACCUCUCCAAGACCCUUUUACCCUGCAUAUGAGUUCCUGGUCGCCUGAACCUCCUUCUGCGCAGCUGUUACCGUUCCCGGGACACGACCCCAUCGCGGUGAACGGCGGGUGUUCAAAGCCAUAAUGACAGAUACUGCAGCUUUAAAGCAAAAAAUCCUUCCUGGCCUCUGCUCGGAAGUUGAAUGAGAAACGCCUGAAAACCUCGGGGCUUCCUUGAACCUGGAGAAUGCCCCGAAAUGUGAACAGUGGUCACGUUUUUGUUCAGGAUGUGCAAUGCCCCACGAACUUAGCGUCUGCCUUUCCUAAACGAUACAACGGUUGUCCUUUUUUAACAGGCUCUGUGUAUGAAAUUAAUGAAUGUUAUUAAGGAAUUUAAUGUUCAGUUAUGGAUUUUUCUAUAUUGUGCCACUAACCUGCACAAACAGCAUCCAUCCUGUCUUCCUGAGGCGGGAGGCAGGCAGGUUGCGCUCGUUGCGCUUGUGGCCGGUGUCUCGCUGCGGUUCGGGGUUUAGGAGGAAAGCUGCUCUGUGCACACGCUUGAAGUGCAGGAUGUGUUACCACUACAAUUUUUGCUCUGAAAUGUCAUGUAUUUAAAGAAAAGAACUGAUUGCCAAGCCCAAUUGUAGUUUAUAUUUUUCUAGCUGUGCAAGUCUGUAAAUAUAUAUUAAAAAAAAUAUUGUAAUAUUUUGUACAAGAAAAAACACUGGAAACAAAGGGAACUUUACAGAAACUUUUUCACACCCUAAUGUCCUGCGUAGGUAGAAGCGGUUUGGAGUGCGUUAGGGUAGCUGCCAUGAGCACUGGGAUGCUGGGAGUGUUUCGGCUCUGCUGUGCGCGGAGCGGCGUUCCUGCGGGUCGCCCUCUGCUCUUGUGGUCACUGCGUUCUCUGCUGUGUUGCUGUACAGAUUUGUUUAAAAAAAAAAAGAAAAGAAAGUGACAACUUGGCAUUCAUAUUGCAGUGGUGUUCUCUCCAUUUUUUUUGCUCCUUUUUAGAUUUGUCACAUAUUUAAAAUUUUGCUCAAGUAAUUUAAGCUGACUUAAUACUCUUGAACAUAUGCCCUCUAAUGUAUAUCAUUUUAGAUAUGUAUUGAGCUGGGACUUGUUGCUGGCAGAGAAGACGGCUGCCAGGACAGUGGUGCUGUGCUCGGUCCUGGGAGGGUUUGCUGGUGGAUGAUGUGGGUGUCCCCACAUCCCCGAGCUGACAUGUCAGUGUGUCACCCCUUUGGAUAGUUGCCUACAAAAGCAUUUGGUCCAACCCCUUCUGAUACGGUUUGGUUAUUUCCUUUUUCUGAGUUCUCUCUUGUUCGGUGCUCAUGAUUUAACGUUCAUGUUUGCAGUAACAUCCAAUGAAAACUAAAUUGGGUAACUCAGUUAAAUCUAUAAAACAUAUCCUCUUGGAAUGUUUCUUUCCAUUUCAAUUAAAGCUCUAAUUUUAAGCUGUCUUAAUCAAA